Molecule: messenger RNA, 312 nt
Organism: Bipolaris victoriae FI3
Lineage: Eukaryota; Fungi; Ascomycota; Dothideomycetes; Pleosporales; Pleosporaceae
Exons: 1
Molecular function (GO): protein binding
Source: RefSeq, a predicted model, not a curated record
CUACUGCUAGACAAGGGCGCCUACGUCAACACGUCGGAUGACCACCAUAAUACCGCACUCUGUGUAGCUUCAGCUGGAGGUCACGAGGCAGUAGUGAAGCUACUGCUAGACAAGGGCGCCCACGUCAACACGUCGAAUAAAUACUAUAGCGACGCACUCUGUGUAGCUUCAGUUGGAGGCCACGAGGCAGUGGUGAAGCUACUACUAGAUAAAGGCGCUGACGUUUACGCAGGGGGUAGACCCUAUGAUAACGCACUCUACGCGGCUUCAGCUAGAGGCUACGAGGCGAUAGUAAAGCUGCUACUAGAUAAA